Penaeus vannamei (Pacific white shrimp) is the source of this 5469-nucleotide messenger RNA. Its product is annotated as long-chain fatty acid transport protein 4. Gene Ontology annotation, biological process: triglyceride homeostasis. Gene Ontology annotation, molecular function: long-chain fatty acid transmembrane transporter activity; long-chain fatty acid-CoA ligase activity. Gene Ontology annotation, cellular component: endoplasmic reticulum. The record is from RefSeq and is a predicted model, not a curated record. Lineage: Eukaryota; Metazoa; Arthropoda; Malacostraca; Decapoda; Penaeidae.
CAAAAGUAGUAGUAUUUAGAUAAGAGAUUGUUCUGGCUGAGCUCUCUUAGUCUUUGUUGGUGACCAGUGGGCGAGAUACCAGCUGCAGUUUUAUCACUUCAUCUGAAAACAACACAAUGUGGAGGACUGCCUUAGCAGUGGGCGUAACAAGUGCCUUGUGGGCUGCAGGGAAGCAAGGCCUCAAGGUCUUUGAUAUUUUGAUACCAUCACUAAGUGGAUUACAGCUUGCCUCAGUUGCUGCUGGCAUCUAUAUUACUACAGGAGGUUACUACACACUUUGGCUUGCUUAUAAUACUUUACCUAGGGAUAUCACGGCAGCAUGGAGGUAUGUACAGUGUCACAUAAAACUGAAAACUGCAUCCUUUAGGAAUACCAGCAUCCCAAAGAUGUUCAUGGAGAAUGUUCGAAGAAAUCCCAAUAAAGUUGCACUCAUCUUUGAAGAUCAAAAGUGGACAUUUGCUCAGAUUGAUGAGUACAGCAACCGUGUAGGUAACUUCAUGGUUGAGCAAGGUUUCAAACAUGGCGAUGUAGUUGCACUUUACAUGUGGAACCGGCCAGAAUAUGUAUGCACAUGGCUUGGUUGUGCAAAGGUGGGUGUGGUUCCAGCUCUGAUUAACUUCAACUUGCUGAACGAUUCACUCAUCCACUCCAUAAAGGUGGCACACUCAAAAGCACUUAUAUGUGGAUGGGAAGUGCAAGAAGCUGUGAAGGACGUCCAGGACCAACUAGCAUUACCAAUCUUUGUAUCAGGACUAGGAAAUGAAAAGCCCUCAUUGACUGGUGUCAAAUGUCUGGAUUCUCUGCUUAAUCAGUCAAAUCCAACACCACCACCUCAGAUCGACAAUGUUGAUAUUAAGGAUAAACUCAUAUAUAUUUACACAUCUGGCACUACUGGUUUACCUAAGGCAGCUGUCAUCAAACACUCCAGGUAUCUUUUCUUCUGUGCUGCAGUCCAUUACAUGGUUGGCUUAAGUGAUGAUGAGGUUAUAUAUAACCCACUACCCUUAUACCAUACUGCUGGAGGUAUGGUUGGCAUGGGGCAGGUCCUGCUAUUUAAUAACACUGCAGUUAUUCGGCGCAAGUUUUCUAAAUCACAAUAUUGGAUUGAAGCCAAGAAGCAUGGUUGCACAGUGGGUCAGUAUGUUGGGGAACUUUGCCGCUACCUUCUUACCAACUCCCCACAUCCAGAAGAGAAACAGCAUAAGGUAAAGGUGAUGUUUGGCAAUGGUGUAAGAGAAAACAUUUGGGAAGAAUUCACAACAAGGUUCAACAUACCUCUCAUUGCUGAGUUUUAUGGAGCAACAGAAGGAAUUGCAAAUUUAAUUAACAUGGAAGGUAAACAUGGUGCCUGUGGCUUCCUGUCAGUCCUGUUCCCUAGCGCCAUUCCUGUGUACCUGGUCAAGAUUGAUGAAGAGACUGGUGAGCCUGUAAGGGAUAAAAAUGGACUUUGUGUUGUGUGUAAACCAGGUGAACAAGGUGAACUUGUAGGUAUUAUCAAGAAGGAACAUCCAUUCCGUGAGUUUCAUGGCUAUGCAGAUGAAGCAGCUACAAAGAAAAAGAUACUGAGGAAUGUACUGAAGCCAGGAGACACAGCCUUUAAAUCAGGUGACCUCCUUGUUCAGGACAAAUUUGGCUAUCUCUACUUCAUGGACCGAACAGGGGACACUUUCCGCUGGCGUGGAGAAAAUGUCUCCACUACAGAAGUCGAAGGAGUUGUAUUGAAGGCUACAGACCACAAAGAUUCUGUUGUGUAUGGUGUUGAGGUUCCAGGAGCAGAGGGGAGAGCUGGAAUGGCAGCUAUUGUUGACCCAGAAGGAGAGAUUGACUUAGAAGAUUUCUUAAAGAAGAUUAAGAAAUCUGUGCCACCAUAUGCUCAGCCUUUGUUCCUCAGGCUCCUUGAUCAUAUUUCUGUAACGGGGACAUUUAAGCUGAAGAAAUUGGAGUUACAGAAGGAAGGAUAUAACCCCAACAUAAUCAAGGAUUCCCUCUACUUCUUAGACAGUAAGCAGGGUAAAUAUGUGCCUCUUGACAAAGACCUUUUUGAAAAAAUAAAGAACUGUCAAGUUGGUCUUUAAACCUAUAUUAACCAAAUAACACCGGGUAAAAUUUUUGGAAAGUGGACAUGAUCGCAGGUUUAUUGGCUGGCAUCAACAGUUUUCCCAGCUUGCACCCGGCUCGUUCAGUAGUCUGUGGGCAACAUUAGGCACUUAAAAGCUUGCAUUUUGAUACAAUUUGUAAAAAUAUAAAUUCAUAAAUUCAUGUUUGAUGCGAUGCCAUCCGCUAUUUUUUCCACAAUAGCCAUGGCAUGCCACCCGGCAGGAAUUGGUUAAUCGGGACUCAGGAAGUGUCAGCAAUCCCAGAGCCAUAUUUUUUAGGUCUUGGUAAAAUCCAGGAAUCCUAGAACCUCAUUUAGUUGAAGUUAGUAUAUGAAGGUACACUUUGUUCGUUAUUGCAUUUUUGUUCCUUCUUCAUGAAAUAUGCAAGCUAGCCUUCAGAGAAAAUGAACUGAGGCCUCAUUACUCUUUAAGAUUAUCUUGUUAUUCUACAAUCUAGCAGUUGAUAUAAAGAAUAUGAAUAUGUUUAAGUUCAUGCAUUUUUAAUGUUUAUGAUAUAUAUUAAUAGCUGUAUUUAUUUAGUUUCUGAAAUAGUUUCACAGAUUGAAGGGAAUGCUAUUGAAGUCAGUCUGCAUAGCAAAUUUUAUUACAGCAGAUAUUUUCUAACUAAUUCAUCCCAAAGAAUCAUGCCAAAAGUUGUGAAAAGGAUGUGCCAUAGUUGUAUAUUACACCUUACCCAAUUUGACAAGACAAUGGAGUUCAUUUAUUUCAUAUAGUCUAGCUAUAUUGAAGUAAUACAUUUAACUUGAGUGUGCAAGUUUAUUUAUACUCAAUUCUUAAGAAGGGAAUAAGUCAGUUUUUUUAAGUUUUAUGCAUAUUUUUCUGUGUUUUAAAAAGUGUAAAGAAAAGAUGUAGAAACUUCUACUUGAUCACAUAUCAGAAAUAUUUCUGCAUUUAUGUUUUCAGCAAUCCAUUUGACUUCACCAUUUAUUAUUAUAAUGCUGUGAUAAAAGUGUGUAAACAUUCACUGAUACUGCUGAAAAAACAGCUGUCAACUUUAUUAUAUGUACCCUCACUGUAGCUCAUAUAGUAUUUGCUUGUAAGGAAAAUGUUGAAUUCAGAUAUAAUGUAUUCAGAUUCUUCUAACUAAGACUUUGUAUGUCAACACUGUAUAGAUUUAUCUGCUUUAUUUAUAUAUUUGAUAAAACUCUUUUCACUAUGCUAUGGAAUACAAUUCAUGUAAAAUAUGUAUACUUCUCUGCUGCUGAAUUAUGAUGCCUCAGUAACUGCUCAAUAACCACAACCUGGGGUACUCAUAGUUCAGGUCAAAUCAUGUUUUUGGUCAGGUAGAACACUAUAAACCAAAGGAAUUCUGUGAAUAUACAAUAUAUUUUGAAUUAACUGAUAUAUGAUAGUGAAUUCCAUGGGUACCUCAUAAAAGUUCUACAGACAAGCAAGAGGUUAUUUCAAAUGAUAGGAUGUAAUAUAUGUUCAGAUGCCUUAAACUAAAAUUAAAUGCAAUAAUAUGCUUCCACUGAAAGUCACUUACAUUAUAAGGGAAAAAAAAUUAACCUUAGAUAUAAUUGUGCUUGUAUUUGCAUGUUUACAUAUGUUCAUCAUGCACUUUUGCUUUUGUGUAAGAAUGCAUUAAAUAUUCAAAUGAAAAUAAGUUACCUUAGCUUGAAUAGGUGCUAGUAAUACAUGAGUCUUUGCCACAGAUGUCCAGAAAAGUAGUUAUGUAUUACCAUUAUACCCCAUAGUAAUUUUCCCUUGUUUCUUGUCAUUUUGAGUACAAAAGAAGGUGCCUUGUUUCAUUCCUGUGUUAUAGAAUUUAACCAAAGAAGUUGGUGAUAAGUAACAGGUUUCUGGUCAUUUUGAUCCAAAGUGGUUGUGUUACUUUUGCUGAAGAACAAGGGACUGCCUCUUUAUUUUAUGAAGUCAUGGAGUUGCAUACAGUUGAUGAGGACUCACUGCUUUUUUAUGAUAGUUCAAGUUAAAAGUUUCAGGUUUGCCUUUACUUUGACUUUGUGUUAUGCUGUAGGUAAUUCAGAAAUCUGUGACAUUAUUACAUUUCAUGUAAAUUAUCAGUUAAAAUUCUUUAAUACUGCUUGCUAUGGUACAGAAAAUUUACUUUUACUUCUAAAAUAUCUAUUGUAUUUUAUGAUUUGUUUAGAUGUGCCCCCCCCCCUUUUCUCUCUCUCAGUGUGUGUGUGUGUGUGUGUGUGUGUGUGUGUGUGUGUGUGUGUGUGUGUGUGUGUGUGUAUGUGUGUGUGUGUAUGAGUGUGUGUGUGCAUGAGUGUGUGUGCGUGCACGCGCAUGUGCGUUUGUUGGUUUGUUUUCUGAGUAGGGGUGGGCGGUGCAUGCAUAUAUCUGUUUCCUCGAUCACACAUGACAAUAAUAAAGUGUUAGAAAAAUAUAUAUAUCAAAUAUACUACAAGUUUUGUAGUGUAAUAUUUUUUUCUUUUAUUUCCUUUUUUUAUUAAUAUUAAUGAAUACUUUUUUACUAUAGGAUUUUGCAAUGUAAUGAAGUACACCUGUAAACCAUCUUUCAAAUUUGAUUAUGAAAAGUUUAUUUAAUUUAUAUACAAUUUUUUAUAAAGAUGUAAAUUGAAUUUAAGUUCUGAAAGUAUUUAAUUGUAUUAUUUAUGUUUUCUACUAUAGUAUGUAAUUAUUAUUAUUACUUGAAAUAUCAUUUAUCAUUUUUAAGGGUUUGCUUAUUUACUUUUUAAUUAUAGAAAUUUCCAAAUUAUAAAUGAAAAAAAAAAUGUAAAUUACAUUUAUUUUUUGUAACAUAUGUGUUAAGAAAUAUUUAUUCCUUUUCCCAUACAAAAAGAUAUUAUUCUGGAAUGUGCAAGUAUGACAGAUUGUAUUGAAAUAAAUGUUUUUGGCAUUAUUUUGCUAAUUUCUGCUUCAGGUGGAAUUAGUGUAUUUUUAUGUUUGCUUUUAUUCUACACCAUUUUUUUGCCAUUUUAUUUCUGCUAUUCAUUAAUUCAUUUAUGAAAGUCCAGAUUACUUCAAGGAAAUCUUAACUGUUCAUCAUUAAGAAAAAGACAAUUAACUAAUUCAGACUAAUACAGCAUUAUUUUCUUCAGUGAAUUUGCUGCUUAUUUUUGGCUUAUAUUUUUAUUUUGUGAGAACGUGAUAGUUUGUUGUGCUUCAUUUUGUUUACAGCAUACCAGUUAUCUUUUUUUCCCAGUAUUUUUCAUUUUAUUCUGUUGUAUGGACCCAUAUUACUGUCUGAGCAAUCAUUUCAAUACAUAUUCCUUAUAGGUUGUACAGAUGGUUUUAGGAACAGUGAUAUUAACACAAACAGGAAAAUGUUUUUUGAUAGGUGUCUUUACCUAUCUACAUCUGAGACUUUUUAUGUUUUCUAGUUUGUGAUUCGAUUUAAGAAAAUAAAUGUAUUCAGAGCUUU